AAGAGGAAAGAUCAGACGACGCGAAAAUCUUAACAUAGCUCUACGCCUUUGCUCUCCCACACAAUGCUGCGCUUGCUUCUUGUUGCUGCCGUGCUGUUCUGCUGUUCCGAGGCGCUGAUCGACCUGACUGACGACACGCUAGACAAGUGUUAUACUAGUCUCGACCCCGAGUACAUUCCACCAGACGACAUUGUCGCUAAAAAGAUGGCCAAAAAUCUGCUCCGUCUCCGCCCUCCAGGCCGUCGCCAGUACGCCGCGCCGCGCCGCCCGACGGACGUGAUCCUAGUGGUGGACUCCUCAAACUCCCUACGCAGGCGUGAAUUUCACCGCGGCUUGCGCGCGCUCGAAUGGCUCAUCAACAGAGGCUCGUACAACACGCAUUACGCAGGGAUAGUCUUCUCUUUCGGUGCCAGCGUUGCGUUUCCUUUCCUUCCUCCAGAUAUCGCAAAACGUCUUGUGCGGAAAAUCCCAUUCGAGGCGGGUCGCACCAAUACCCAGCUCGCGCUCAGCAAGGCUUUAGUCGACCUUCUCCAGAACAAUCGAUCAAACGUGCGCCCGAAUUCCAUAAAGAAAGUAGUCAUUCUCUCUGAUGGACAAUCCAAUAUUGAACCAGAGAAGACGCUGUAUAACGGGUUUAAGUUGAAGAUGCUGGGCGCCGAGGUGUUUGUGAUUGCUGUGGGCAAGAAGUUGACCGGUUUGCCAGAGUUGAUGAGCCUUGCAAGCACUACGAACGGGCAUCUGUUCCGCGUCCAGUCCAUGACGGGGCUCUUGCACGUGGUAAGACUGAUCCCAAGGCCCGAGCAGGUCCGAGACAUGGACAUGUCCUGGUACAGAAAGCUGCUUGCGGCGAGGGAGAAACAGCUCGCUUCCCACAAGAAGCCGGGGGACACAUAGUUGGCAAGCACCGACGUGCCUUACGCAAAUAUUUGGGCGUCGCAAAAAGACCGAAAAAAGGGGGAAAAUUUGGGAAAUAUGACGACGGAACUCUUCAGCAUUUUAUUGAAAAAUUAUAACAAUAACACUACCCUGCAUAUAGCCAUUCUGCAAGCACCAAAUUUUAAAAGAAAAACGGAAAAGGAGUAUCCGAAAAACGAAAGAACUAUAUCAAAUGACAAUUCAUUAAGAGUAUUUUUGCUCGAUGGAACUGUGAGAAAGUUUAAGUAGGUUCCCACUGAGCAGUCACACACUGCGUGGUCUAGCGUUGCACCGAGAAACAUUGGAGGUGAUUCAAAGUCCAUAAUGCUUCCAUACACAUAAAAGUAAUAGAAAAUAUUAUAGAAACUCCAUGAGGAGAUGACUGCGAAUUUGAACAAUUCUGCGACGAGUUAGACGUUCCCCAGACUAAUUAGCAAACGAAAUGUAAAUAUACUGUAAAUUCAAUAUCGAGUACAGAGCUCUAUAUGAACUACAUUUAUAUGGCACAGGGUGCCAAAGAUAACAAAUAAAUUAUACAUCCCAAACUACAAA
Messenger RNA from Nematostella vectensis (starlet sea anemone), 1467 nucleotides. RefSeq lists its product as uncharacterized. The transcript is spliced from 2 exons. The record is from RefSeq and is a predicted model, not a curated record. The coding region runs from base 64 to 894 and encodes 276 amino acids. Lineage: Eukaryota; Metazoa; Cnidaria; Anthozoa; Actiniaria; Edwardsiidae.